Periophthalmus magnuspinnatus is the source of this 2397-nucleotide messenger RNA. RefSeq names its product glycerol-3-phosphate acyltransferase 2, mitochondrial (gene gpat2). Bases 52 to 2397 code for a protein of 781 amino acids. The transcript is spliced from 22 exons. Lineage: Eukaryota; Metazoa; Chordata; Actinopteri; Gobiiformes; Gobiidae. Gene Ontology annotation, cellular component: mitochondrial membrane. The record is from RefSeq and is a predicted model, not a curated record.
AGAUAGUGUUAGCCUGGUUUUGGGCAGAAGAAGUUCUGGCUAAACAAAGAAAUGGGACUUCAGUCAGCUGAACCGCACAAGGCUGCAAUAUCAUGGGGUUUGAAGAUCAAGAGAAAGACAAAAAUGGUGGCCCCUUGUUUGGGCAUGUUCAGACCCACCAUGGGCCAGUGUUGUCAUCAGUGCACUCCAGAGAGUCUCCGUAACAAACUUGAACAAAAUUCUUGGGAUGGUUUCCGCAACAUUUUGAGUAUCAAUGAGAAGCACACCAGGUUUCGAGGCUGGCUUGUCCGAAGGUUGUGCUGUGUUCUGUUUGUGAGUGGGUGCGAAGUUUUCCCAAGUCCCGCUACCGACCGAGUGGAGCGAGUCUAUCAGAGUAACAGAGUGAAGGAGGCGCUUGCUGCAGAGCCACAGGCAGAACAGGGGCAGAUCGGUUGCCUUCCAACUUUCCUCCCCCUCAUUAACACCUGCAUUUCCUCUGGCCUUACGCGAUUUGUGGGCUGGUUGUUUUUGAAGAUGCUUGCUUCUGUUUUCGGGAGUGUCCAAGUUAGCCCCAACCAUCUGCCGGCUUUACACAAAGCCUCACAAGAGGGAUGUCCACUGGUUUAUGUGUACGUGCGUCAGAGUGCUCUGGACUGCGCUCUCAUCUCGUUGGCCCUCUUCUGCCACAGCCUUAGAGUCCCAUACACAAUCUGUCCAGUGAAAAUAAACAAUAGUUUGCUCAGAAUGAUUCUUCAAAAAGUUGGAGUGGUUCUUCUGAAUGGUGACCUGACGGAGGAGGAGUUUGAGCGAAAUCCCCUGAGCUCAGCUGUGAUGAUCUCUCUGGUAUGUGAGCUGCUACAUGAGGGCCAAGCAGUCAGUGUUGCUGUGUCAGCUGAGCCUGGUCAGGGAGAGCAGUGGUUGGCUCGCAUCAGACAGCUCAUAAAAGAAGGAUCUGUCCCUGAUGUUAGCCUGGUCCCAGUGGGCAUCUCAUACAGCUGUGUGCCCCCAGCCGACCCACAGAUUGGCCUGAGCAGUGUGGUAAAGCGUUUGCUGUCUCUCCUCUGGACGAGGUCAUGGGGGAGUGUACGGAUUGACUUGGCGCAGCCUUUCUCUCUGAAGGAAAUGUGUGACUCUGGGAGGUGCAGAGUGGAUGACUGGCUCCCUCUACAGGACCUGUUGCUGCCCGUGAUCUUAAACAACAGAUCUGAAAGUGCAAACGGAUGUAGGAGGAUGUCAUGGCUUCUGCCUCGUCAUUAUGCAUCUGAACUUAAAGCACAUCACCAAGACGACCUCAGCGUUGCGAUCAUCCUUCACCUCCUUCACUCUGCCACUUCCUGUCAGUCCGUGAUGUCCACCAGCGUCGUGUCGAGCCUUUUGCUCCACAGACACCGUAAGGGUGUAAAGCUGUCUGUCUUGUGUCGUGAUCUAUCGUGGCUCACGGAGGAGCUCUUGUUUAGGAACAAAGACGUCGGCUUCGGGGGGACACUCUCGAGGGUGGUUCACUACUCUCUCAGUUUGCUCUCCCCACACCUCAUCAUGGCAGCAGCACCAUCCAGGAAAGACCCAUUGAUUCUGCCUCGUCCCUCUCCUGCAGCUGCUCACCAUCUCAGUCUCCAGGCGCAGACCGUCACUCACGCCUUUAUCCUGGAGGCUGUUGGGGCCUGUGCGGUGUCGGCCAUGUUGAGCGAAGUGGCCGUGAGCGGAGUGAGUAGCCGCGUGAGGAGUGACGGCGUGGAUGGGGCAGAGGUCAAAGGUGACAUGGAGUUUGACGUCGUUUUGUGCCAGACGGAGCUGACCAACAGAGCCCUGCAGCUGUGUCAUCUUCUGCCUCCAGGAUUCAUGCCACCCUGUCAGUCUUCCCACAGUUUUGCGCUGGAUGCAGUUGACAGUCUGGUGCGCUGCGGCAUAUUGAUCAUGGAACAGGUUCCCAAAGGUGUGCCCAUUUGUGAUGUGUGGAAAAGAGAAGGUACUUUCUCCUGGACCACCAGCGAUGACCCUUACAACAGUGACUCUGACUGUGAGGAGAUGGAGUCCCGCUCUUACAAGAUAACGCAGCCAAGUCAGUGUCCGGACCUGCUCUUCUUCCUCUGCAGUUUGUUGUCUGGGUAUUUGAGGUCUCUAUGCUGGGCCACUUCAUCUCUGGAGACCCUCCUCUCACCUCUGCCUGAGGCAGACUUUAAGACUCAAAUGCACUGUCAACUGUGCGACAUGGCAAGAAAGAAGAAAAUGCACUACGAGAGCUGCUCAGUGGAGGCUGUGCACACUGCACUCCGAACACUAAUAGACCUCGGGGUCCUUUUAGAGAAGCAGGAGAAAGAAGGCGUUUUCCUGAGUGUCAGCUCUUUGUUCCACUCAUCAGAAAACAGACAAAAACUGCACCGCUUCGUCUCCCAGUACCUCUACAAUUAUCACAUUUAA